Molecule: messenger RNA, 2448 nt
Organism: Perognathus longimembris pacificus (Pacific pocket mouse)
Lineage: Eukaryota; Metazoa; Chordata; Mammalia; Rodentia; Heteromyidae
Product: cadherin-related family member 3-like
Exons: 18
Coding region: 1-2448 (815 amino acids)
Biological process (GO): homophilic cell-cell adhesion
Cellular component (GO): cell-cell junction; membrane
Molecular function (GO): calcium ion binding
Source: RefSeq, a predicted model, not a curated record
AUGUCCUGUUUUCAGUUACUUCUCCUUUUGGUUGCUGCCUCAGAUGUUCUAGCUGCUCCAAACUUUGCCAUCGAGAAUGCCAGCCCUGUGCCAGAAAAUGCCUCUGCACAUAGCCGGGUUGCUGUGAUCAGUGUGUCCCUCUCACCUCAUACUUCUCUGCUUGGAGACCUUGUGAUUCUUAAUGCCAGUCCUGCAGUGCAUCCCUUUGUGCUGGCUCGUAGGUCCACACACCUGUGGGAUUUAUUUACCACCGGAGUACCCAUGCUGGAUUUUGAGACAGUGACACUCUAUUCCCUGGUGAUUUAUGCGCAAGACAACCAAGGAACAACAGCCUCCCAGACAGUUCUCAUUCAAAUUGCGGAUGUGAAUGAACCACCCACCUUCACUGGAGCUCUUGCCCAGGGAGAUCAAGUGACUGAGAUUUACAUUCUAGAAGACAUUGCCGUGGGCACAGUCAUUUACAGAGCAACAGCCACAGACUCAGAGGAUGCAGAUUUGGAGUUCUUCAUUUCCCCGGAGGGCUCUGGCUUCACAAUAGACAGCACCGGAACGAUCUCCACAGCCACAGUGUUUGAUUUUGAGAGUGAAACGAGAAGCUUUUCAUUGGUCAUUAAAGUGGUCGAUCCCGGAGGAUUGUCUACUUCUGGAAAUCUAAAGAUUUUCCUCAUCAAUGUCAAUAAUAAAGACCCUACUCUUACUUGCAGUUUUUUUGGUAUUGAAAAUGGCGUCUUGAGUGUUACUUCUCUUAACUCCACUCUGCACAAUAAAGUCAAUGUCACACUGGAAGAAGAAAUUCCAAUUGGGAAAACAGUUGGAAAAUGCCAGGCUUCUGAUGAAGAUCACCUGGGAGAUGUGAGCUUUGAACUAGACCCAUGGAAUGCAUACUUUGCAGUUGAUAAAGAGCGUGGGACUGUGGUGACCGCCACCCGUCUGGAUGUGGAGACAGUUGGGUUUGCAAGCAUUCAGACCUUCUCCAUUAAGGCUUGUGAUCAUGACCAGAGGUGUGCAGCUAUUCCAGUGACUGCCUCCAUUAAUGGCAUUAAUGACAACUCACCUGUCUGUGACCAAUAUCUGAUUAGGUACAGAGGCAAGGAGGUGAUUACAAAGGAUACAGUAGUUGCUACACUCUUGUGUCAUGACCUUGACAAGCCUCCGAGCCUCAUCCAUUAUGCACCGAGCUCUGGCCCAGUUGGUUCUGGACAACUCUUCGAUCUAGUGCCAAAGUCUGAACAUGUCAUCCGGGUUGCUAGAGAGUUGGAUUAUGAAAAUCCAGAGGUGGUUGCAGCUGGGCAUAUCUAUGAAAUGAGGAUUUCAGUGUUUGAUGAUCUACAUCCCUCUCAUACAGUUACUGUGACCAUCAUUGUGGAGAUUACUCCGAACAACGAUUUCAGUCCUGUGUUUACAGAGUCACACUAUUCAUUUCUGGUUCCAGAAACAUCAGGAGCUUUCCACAAAGUGGGACGAGUGACUGCCAUUGAUGAGGACUACCCCCCAAAUUGUGUGACCUACCAGAUAACCAGUGGAGACACCCAGGUGGUCCAAAGGUUCUGGAUUCACCCUCUUUCUGGAAUGAUUGAACUAAUCACAAGACCAGAUUAUGAGUCUGUGAAGCAAUAUAACCUGACUGUGGAAGCGGUAGACUGUGACAGGGUCCAUCCUCGCACGGCAGUGACCAUGGUCACAGUUGACAUUGGAGAUGAGAAUGAUGAAGCGCCUGUCUGCACACCACGUCUAUAUAAGGCAGUCAUUUUUGACAGUGUUGUUGUGGGGACAAAUGUCAAUGGCUUCAGACUAAGCUGUCAUGACAGAGAUUCGCAAGACUUCGAAAUGCGUUUUGAGAUGGCUUCUGGAAAUGAGAACCAUCAUUUCGGAUUUGACCCCAGUCGAGGUUCAAAUACUCCAAAACUAAUUGUGAAGAAUCCUUUUAACUUUGAAUCGGGAGCUGAUGUGCGGCGGCAGUACCAUCUCGUGGUGCAUAUUAUCGAUGACAAUCUGAAAUAUGGCAAAUCCGCCAAGCCCAGGACAGGCACUGCUAUUAUUGAUAUUUAUGUGACAAGAGCCGGCACGCCACCUCCUCCAACCCACGCUGAACAAAGGCCAGGUCUGACCAUUGUGUCCACAUCUAUCAAUACGUACAAGGCCAGUGAUUGGUAUAUUCCUUUCAUCUUCACUCUCAUGGUGAUUUUCUUUGCUGGAUUUGUUUCCUGGGCAUGUUUCCUGCUUUGGAGAUAUGGAAACAUUACAGCAUGUUGUCAGAAAAUGGCUAAGCAAGUUUCCAAACCCAGAGGAAUCAAAUAUAUUGCAGGAGAUAGAACUCAAAAAGAAAAGUCUGUUACAAGAAACAGAAGUAAAAAGCUAGAAGUAUUAACAGAAACCAUUGUGUAUGAGACUGUGUUUGAUGGAGAAGCCAUUGAUCCAGGUAUGGUGCUUAAAUACCAAACUAAAUGA